Penicillium daleae is the source of this 441-nucleotide messenger RNA. Its product is annotated as VOC family protein. The transcript has 3 exons. NCBI's taxonomy places the organism in Eukaryota, Fungi, Ascomycota, Eurotiomycetes, Eurotiales, Aspergillaceae. Bases 1 to 441 code for a protein of 146 amino acids. The record is from RefSeq and is a predicted model, not a curated record.
AUGGCGGCUAAAUUUGCAGUCAAAUCCUUGGACCACCUGGUUCUCACAGUGCGCUCCAUCCCAGAGACGGUGGCCUUCUACACUACCCACCUAGGGAUGCGGCACGAAGUCUUUUGCUCACCCGCCAACCCCGCCGUCCAAAGAAAUGCUUUGAUUUUCGGAAGUCAAAAAAUCAAUCUUCAUCAAUCUGGGAAAGAAUUUGAGCCUAAGGCUCAGAAUGUUCAACCUGGAAGUGCAGACCUGUGCUUUUUGACGGAUGAGAAAGUUGAGAAGGUCUUACGUGCUUUCCAGGAAGCUAAGAUCGAGGUCUUGGAGGGUGCCAAGAUUGUAGACAGGACCGGGGCCGUGGGGAAGAUUCGAAGCGUCUAUGUCAGGGAUCCCGAUGGGAACCUUAUCGAGUAUGAAGAUUUCCCAUGCUUUUCUUAUGGACAAUUCAACUAA